ACCUGCAAGGAUUAUGGAGUUCAGGUUACAGCUGGGACGACAUCCUUCCCGAGAGUAUUCAGCAAACAUGGUUAGAGAAUGCCCAGUCCAUAAAUGAUCUCCUGUCAUUUCAGUUUGACCGCAAGCUAAAACCAAACAACGCAGUGGGUGUGCCUCAAAUUCACGGAUUCUCCGAUGGUGGUGAGCAGGCUUAUGGUGCGGUCAUCUUCCUACGGUGGAAACUUGCUGGCGGAAACUAUCGUAGUGUUCCAGUCACGAUAAAGGCUUUCGUCGCACCUCUGAAGAAGAAGAGCAUCCCGAGAUUAGAACUGUUGGGCUGUUUAGCACUUGCACGCAUGUACGUUACAUGUGUAAAAGCAUUGGAGUUCGCAAAAGCCCAGGACUGGGAAAGAUUCUUCUGGAUCUAUUCAUCAACCGUUUUGUCCUGGAUCAGAACGCCACCACGGGAAUUCAGGCCUUUCGUAUCUGCCAGAGUGGCUGAAAUUCAAGAGACGAUUGGGGCAGACCAAAUACGCUACAUCAAGUCUAACAACAACCCCGCAGAUGCUCUAACGAGAGGAAUCCAUAUUAAUCAUCUCAUGAAGUGGUCAGAGGGACCAUCCUUCCUAGAGUUGCCAGAAGAAAAGUGGCCCAGCGCUCAAGACCACACCCGAGUUAACACUCAUGUGGACGAUCUCGACGCUUUAAGAGAGAAGAAAACGUUCCGGAAAGAGAAGAAAGCCGGUAAACAUCACAGUGCCGCCGCGGAAGUAUGUCCUGAACUAGAUCAACCUGGAUCUGAAGAAAAUCCUAUCCUUUUACACUUGCUGAAAACGUGUUCUACGUACUCCAAGAUACGGAGAACUCUAGCCUACGUCGGUCGCUUUAUUCACAACGCUCGGAAAAUGAACCCAAAGUCAGGGCCCAUUUCAGUUCAGGAACUGAAGGCUGCCGAGACCCAUCUUCUGAAGUGGAGUCAAUUUCACGUCAACGAAGACAGCUUGGAUAAGAAACUGGUAGCAAAGAAGGAUGAAGAUAGCCUUUUUCGUGCGCAUGGUCGACUUGAAGAUGUCAGAUGUCUCCCGGAAGAGUUGAGAAAACCUAUCAUCUUGCCAAAAGACCACCCCUUUGUGAUCUUGCUUCUGCGUGACCUCCACGAACGACGUGGCAUUGUGGCUAUAAGAGUUUAAUCCACGAGGCCAGAAAA
Messenger RNA from Pocillopora damicornis (cauliflower coral), 1186 nucleotides. RefSeq lists its product as uncharacterized. Lineage: Eukaryota; Metazoa; Cnidaria; Anthozoa; Scleractinia; Pocilloporidae. Gene Ontology annotation, molecular function: nucleic acid binding. Gene Ontology annotation, biological process: DNA integration. The record is from RefSeq and is a predicted model, not a curated record.